GUCUGGUGUUGAGGAUAAGGGGUUGUUAAUACGAGUGGGGCUUUGGGCGUUUGAAAUUGAGGCUGGGCUUGGGUGAAAUUGAUGCAGUGCGGUGCACCCGUUGCUGAACUUGUUUCAUCAGGGAUGAAUGUGACUAUGACCAAUGCCAAGGGAAUUAUUACAAGGGAUUCUCUUUUGCUCAUGCCCAACUCUUUAUCUUCUCUUAGUUCCCUUCAUUCUCUUCAGCAGUAUGGUAGCAGUAAUAUCAGAGUUCCUGUGAAAAUCAGAAUUCAACAAGAGAAGUUUUGUCAACGGGCACUAACCAUCAGGAAUGAAGUGCCACAAAAUGCUGAUUUUCCUCGGCAGUAUUCAAGAAAAGAGAAGAAACCUUUUCCGGUUCCCGUUAUAGAACUGAGACGAGCAGCUAGGGAGAGGAUGAAGAAGAUGAAAGAUGAGCCAAGAAAACCGAUGCCGGCACCUAAGAAUGGGUUGCUUGUGAAGAACCUUAUAUCAACUGCCUAUAACGUGUAUAAUGCUAGGACAACUUUGAUUAACAAUCUGAAGAAGCUGCUCAAAGUAGUGCCUGUGCAUGCUUGUGGGUGGUGCAGUGAAAUCCACGUAGGACCUGUUGGGCAUCCAUUCAAGUCAUGUAAAGGCCCACAGACCAACAUCCGCAAGGGCCUUCACGAAUGGACGAAUGCACAUGUUGAAGACAUAUUAAUACCAGUUGAAGCCUAUCACCUAUUUGAUCGUCUUGGAAAGAGGAUUGCUCAUGAAGAGAGAUUCUCCAUCCCUCGAAUUCCUGCAGUGGUUGAGCUCUGCAUUCAAGCCGGUGUCGAAAUUCCAGAGUUUCCCACAAAAAGGAGAAGAAAGCCUAUCAUCCGCAUUGGGAGGAAGGAAUUCAUUGAUGCAGAUGAAAGUGACCUACCAGAUAAAGUUUCAGAGGGCCCUUUGAAACCAUUACUAGCUGAAAUACCUGAUUCAGAAAUAGAAGCUCCACUAGAAAAUGAAGUAGCCCCCCUGGCAGAGGAAACUCUCCAAGCAUGGGAAAGAAUGAGGAAAGGUGCUAAGAGACUAAUGAGGAUGUACAAUGUGAGGGUCUGUGGGUAUUGCCCUGAAAUUCAUGUUGGCGCCCGCGGCCAUAAAGCUCAAAACUGUGGAGCACAUAAGCACCAACAACGCAACGGGCAGCAUGGUUGGCAGUCUGCAGUUCUUGAUGAUUUGAUCCCACCAAGGUAUGUAUGGCAUGUUCCUGACAUAAAUGCGCCGCUGGAACGAGAGCUUAGGAAUUUUUAUGGGCAGGCACCUGCAGUGGUUGAAAUAUGCAUUCAGGCUGGUGCUGCCUUACCAGAACAAUAUAAAUCAACCAUGCGGCUGGAUGUGGGGAUCCCAUCAAAUUCGAAAGAAGCUGACAUGGUAGUUUGAUAUGAAAUGCUCUUAUAGACAAAUCCCAACUUUUGAAUAUAGUGUAAAUUGUGUCAACUGAAUGAAAUGAUAAUUUAUUCAAUACAAGAACAGGAAUAUCAUCAUAUUGGUUUGUUCU
This is a messenger RNA of Cajanus cajan (pigeon pea), 1522 nucleotides long. RefSeq names its product APO RNA-binding protein (DUF794) (gene APO2). NCBI's taxonomy places the organism in Eukaryota, Viridiplantae, Streptophyta, Magnoliopsida, Fabales, Fabaceae. Gene Ontology annotation, molecular function: RNA binding. The record is from RefSeq and is a predicted model, not a curated record.